This is a messenger RNA of Laetiporus sulphureus 93-53, 1203 nucleotides long. RefSeq names its product WD40 repeat-like protein. NCBI's taxonomy places the organism in Eukaryota, Fungi, Basidiomycota, Agaricomycetes, Polyporales, Laetiporaceae. Gene Ontology annotation, molecular function: protein binding. The transcript is spliced from 4 exons. The record is from RefSeq and is a predicted model, not a curated record. The coding region runs from base 1 to 1203 and encodes 400 amino acids.
AUGGAGGAGGGAUUCAUCGACCCGAACGAAGUCUUCAUCGAGCUCGGGGACGACGGCGACCAGCUGAUGGAUGAAGAUGACGAAGGCGAGGCGGACGGCGCGCCGGCGGACGAGUCCAUCGUGUACGAGGACAACUCGAUGCAGCACUUCUCUGGGCACACCGGGUCCGUGUUCGCAGUUUCCACGCACCCCGUCGCACCGCUGGCCGCAUCGGGCGGGGAGGACGACCUCGGAUACAUCUGGGACUACACGACGGGCGAGGAGAUCGUGAAGCUGACGGGGCACGCGGACAGCGUGACGAGCACGGGGUUCAGUGCGGACGGCGAGAUGAUCGCGACCGGUGGCAUGGACGGGCGCGUGCGCGUGUGGAGAAGGGUGGGGAAGGAGAAUUGGAGGACGUGGGAGUUCUUGACGGAGGUGCAGGGCCCGGAUGAGGUUAUGUGGCUCAGAUGGCAUCCCAAAGGAAACGUACUCCUCGCCGGCUCUAAUGACUCAACAGUAUGGCUAUGGCAACUACCGUCAGGCAACACCAUGCAAGUCUUCGCAGGCCACACAGCGCCUGUGCAGUGUGGCGACUUCACACCCGACGGCAAGCGAAUCAUCACUGCCGACGCCGAAGGCACGCUCAUCUUCUGGGAUCCACGCAACCCCACGCCGGUGUUCAAGCUCUCGCCCUCCGACGCGCGGUUCGACAUGGACGGCAUCACAUCGCUCGCGGUGAACCCCGCGAGUACGCUCGCCGUCGUUGGCGGUACCACGGGCAGCGUGCGCGUCGUGAGCCUGAGUAGGGGUGACGUGGUUGGCGCUCUUGGCGGACACAAAGAGGGUGAGAGCGUAGAGGCAGUCGCGUUUGUGGACGUUGCGGGCCCGACGGGCACAACGACGGCGAGCGGGGUGGUCGUUACUGGCGCGACCGAUGGGAAGGCGUGCAUAUGGGAUCUGGGCACGAUGCGCUUGCGGGCGACGCUAGAGCAUGAGGACGCGGUCACCUCGCUGCUCCGCCUACCUCCGCCAAAAGCACACAUGAUCGUGUCUGCCUCGGCGGACAAGACAUUGCGGACUUGGGAUGCGCGUACCGGCACACUUGUCCGCGAGCACAAAGGCCAUCGUGGGCCCAUCCUGCAGGCUGCACUCGGGCUUGGGGGAGGAGUGGUCGUCAGUGCGGGUGACGAUGGCGUGUGUCUGGUGUUUCCGACGGAAUAG